GUAACGUUUCUCUGGAGAUGAGAUGAAAUGGGAAGAUCCAUGUGAAAGACAUUAGUUUGGGGUCUGUGUGACAAUGGCUGAUGUCUGCUUCGAUCUUCAAUAGCCCCACACAAAAAAAAUAAAAAACUAUAUAAUUAAACUACGGCCGUUGAAAAACUUGACUGAUUUUUUGAAAAUCAAACGAACAUUUGAUCGGUUCGGCGUUACCCAGAACGAAAAACCGAACCCUUGAACUCAAACCUGCUGUCUCCUUUUUUCUGUCUUACGGAUCUCGCAACCGGUUUUUGGAUUUCAGAUCGUUCGUCUUGACUUACGAAAUAUACCAUUCCAGAAACGACAUCUGUCAUAAAACAAGAAAUCAGUUUCCAUUCGGUCCAUUGCCUUAACCGUUUGCCAUGACAGGGUCUUCUUAUUUAUAUCCUGAGUUCUUGACCAAGGAUCAACUUGCCAAUCUCAAGUUGUACAAGUAUGCAGCGAUUGAUCGUUCACUGACUACCAAGUACGUGCUGAAGCACUACUGGAAUUGGGUCAUUGAACUAUUUCCCAUGUGGAUGGCUCCCAAUUUGAUCACCUUGACAGGUCUCAUGUUCAUGAUGUUCAAUGUCGGUGUGGCGAUGGUUUAUUCUCCCGAUAUGGUGGACGGUCCUCGGUGGAUUUAUUUCAGUUUUGCAGCAGGGUUGUGGUUGUAUUCCACAUUUGAUAAUGUGGACGGCAAACAAGCUCGACGUACAGGAACCUCGAGUCCUCUCGGUGAAUUAUUCGAUCACGGUUGCGAUGCGCUCAACUGUUCCUUUGCAGCUAUCCUUCAAGCAACGGCGGUCGGCCUGGGUAACUCGAUGACUAGUGUUGUUCUCUAUGGUCUCGCCAUGCUCGGCUUUUACUUGUCGACGGCAGAGGAAUAUCAUACCGGUAUCUUGUAUCUUGGAUACGUCAAUGCUCCCACGGAAGGUGUUAUUAUUUCCUGUCUCGUCUUUAUACUGUCUGGCAUUUAUGGACCUGGAUUGUGGCAAAAUGCUCUCGGUGAUUACGUCCGUGUACCGGCGGCCCUUGCCAAUGUCACCCUCGCCAACGCUUUGGUAGGCUGGCUUGUGCUCAUGUUUCUUUUUACACAUGCCCCUGUAUGUUUUUAUGCAAUGUACAAAGCAUGCCGCAAGAAUGAAAAGCCAUUUUUGCAGACGAUGAUCAUCGAAAAUAUGCCCAUUGCCCUUUAUAUCUCAGCAUUGUUUGCAUGGGUAUCUUCACCUUACUCUUACAUUCUUUCGCAUCAUCAUUAUGCUUUGUUUGCCAUCACAACUGGUUUUGUGUUUGGUCGCAUGGCAUCAAAAAUCAUUUUGGCUCACCUUACCAAAUCGAGAUUUCCCAGAUUCACCAUUCAACUCGUGCCGUUGGUGGCAGGUGCAGUGAUUGCUAACCUUCCGAGAGUUUUUAACAUCUCUCCUAUCUUUACACCUGCUUCUGAAUUCAAGUAUAUUUGCGCAUUCUUUGCAUUUGCACUGAUUGCUUAUCUUCGCUGGGCUUCGCUUGUGAUCAACAGCUUCUGCAAUUACUUGGGCAUUCACUGCCUGACGAUCCCCAAGCGAACCAAAACAUUAUAGAUCGGGUGCACAGCAGAUGGUUUCGACUUGUUGAUGUAGGUCUUGCCCUCUUUGAUCAUCAUUUUUUUUAUUCCCCCCUCCCCUUUAUUUUGUUUCUCAUUCGGAAAUCAUCAUGAUUAUCCGCCAACGACUUCCCUUGCAUCUUAUCAUGAUCCUCGUUUACCCAUUUUUCCACCAUCAUUAUCAUGAUGCAUCUCAUUUGAGUAUAUCGUACACAAAUGAAUGAUGCUUUUUUCUUUAUUUACAAAUAAAUAUGCAGACUUGCUUUUUUACAACCAUUU
This is a messenger RNA of Radiomyces spectabilis, 1876 nucleotides long. Its product is annotated as CDP-alcohol phosphatidyltransferase-domain-containing protein. The record is from RefSeq and is a predicted model, not a curated record. The transcript has 4 exons. Bases 396 to 1595 code for a protein of 399 amino acids. Gene Ontology annotation, molecular function: phosphotransferase activity, for other substituted phosphate groups. Lineage: Eukaryota; Fungi; Mucoromycota; Mucoromycetes; Mucorales; Radiomycetaceae. Gene Ontology annotation, cellular component: membrane. Gene Ontology annotation, biological process: phospholipid biosynthetic process.